ACGUUAAAGAAAGGGAAAGGAGCAGAGAUCGAAAUGAAAAGGAUAGAAGAAAACGAUCUCGAUCUCGCGAACAUAGACGAAGAUCUAGGUCAAGGAGCAGGGAGCCACGUCCAAGAAGAAGAAGCCGUUCAGGAUCUCCAAAACAUAACAAAAGCGCUUAUUCCAGACGUCGUAAGCCAUCUCUAUACUGGGAUGUCCCACCGCCAGGAUUCGAACACAUCACCCCUUUACAGUAUAAAGCCAUGCAGGCCGCUGGUCAGAUUCCUGCAAAUAUAGUUGCCGAUACUCCGCAAGCAGCGGUACCUGUAGUGGGGUCAACCAUUACAAGGCAAGCUCGGCGUUUAUAUGUCGGCAACAUUCCGUUUGGUGUGACUGAAGAGGAAAUGAUGGAAUACUUCAAUCAACAAAUGCACUUGAGUGGUUUGGCUCAAGCGGCAGGCAAUCCAGUACUAGCUUGCCAGAUAAAUCUCGAUAAAAAUUUCGCGUUCUUAGAAUUUAGGUCCAUUGAUGAAACAACCCAGGCCAUGGCAUUUGACGGCAUCAAUUUCAAAGGUCAGAGUUUGAAAAUUCGCAGACCUCAUGAUUACCAACCGAUGCCUGGUAUGGCGGAAAACUCCAUUAGCGUACCUGCUGGUGUAAUCAGUACUGUUGUACCAGAUUCGCCUCAUAAAAUUUUCAUUGGAGGUCUUCCAAAUUAUUUGAACGAAGACCAGGUAAAGGAACUGCUUAUGUCGUUUGGGCAGCUACGAGCCUUCAACCUAGUGAAAGACACGGCUUUUGGACUGAGUAAAGGAUAUGCAUUUGCUGAAUAUAUUGAUAUCACUAUGACUGAUCAGGCUAUCGCUGGUUUGAAUGGGAUGCAGCUGGGUGACAAGCGUCUCAUCGUGCAGAGAGCCAGCGUCGGAGCUAAAAACACCACCGUGUUACCGGCUGUCCAGAUUCAGGUACCGGGUCUCAGUCUGGUUGGAGCCUCAGGGCCGCCAACAGAGGUUCUGUGUCUUCUUAAUAUGGUAACGCCUGAUGAGCUCAAAGAUGAAGAAGAGUAUGAAGAUAUACUUGAAGAUAUUAAAGAGGAAUGCAACAAGUAUGGUGUUGUGCGUAGCAUAGAAAUCCCCAGGCCGAUUGAGAACGUCGAGGUUCCUGGUUGUGGAAAGGUCUUUGUGGAAUUCAACUCCGUGUUGGAUUGUCAGAAAGCUCAACAAACUCUAACAGGUAGAAAAUUCAGCAAUCGUGUCGUCGUCACUUCAUAUUUCGAUCCAGAUAAAUAUCAUAGACGGGAGUUUUAGAAUUGACAUCAUCCUUAAGAUUACCUUGUAAGUCUAUAUCAAUUUCAACCUUUUCAAUUUCAAAAUAUAUAGUUGUAACGGA
Leptinotarsa decemlineata (Colorado potato beetle) is the source of this 1368-nucleotide messenger RNA. It is a transcript of the gene U2af50, whose product is annotated as U2 small nuclear riboprotein auxiliary factor 50. The record is from RefSeq and is a predicted model, not a curated record. Gene Ontology annotation, biological process: mRNA processing. Gene Ontology annotation, molecular function: RNA binding. NCBI's taxonomy places the organism in Eukaryota, Metazoa, Arthropoda, Insecta, Coleoptera, Chrysomelidae. Gene Ontology annotation, cellular component: nucleus.